CUCAACUACAUAGUGAGACCCUGUCUCAAAAAACAAAAACAAACAAACAAAAAGAAAGGUUCCUUGGGAAGGGCCAAACAUCACACAGAGAUGCAGCUUUUGUAUAAGCACCUCAACCCACCAGCUUCCCCUCCCAAAGAUUUUGCAGUUUAAGAACCGGUCUUUUCCAAACCUGUCCUGGGUUCUGGGGAUACUGAUGAGCAAGAUAGCGUCUGCCCCUGCCCUCACGAGUUCACAUAACUCUAGGGUUAAGGUCUCAUAGGACUGAGAAGGCCCUCUCCACAUUUCUGCCCAUGGUCUUCUCACUGGGGCACCUCUGGGUUGAGGAUGUAGUAGGUCUGUGGAAGAUCAUUUGCCCAGCAUUCAAGGGGCCUUGAGUUCACAAAAAAGAAAGAUCACCUCCUCCCUCUUUGAGUUAAGAGUUCUGUUUGGGGGGUUGUUUAGCUUUGUUUUGAGACAGGACCUUACUACAUAGUUGAGGCUGGCCUUGAACUCACAGCAAUCCUCCUGCCUCAGCCUCUCCAGUGCAAGGAUUACAGGUGUUCAACACCAUGCCUGUUUUGGAUUCCGUGUACUUUUUAAAACCUUAAGCCUGAACUGAACGUGUUCGUUGGCCUGUGUACACCGUAUAAUGGGACCUCCAUUCUACCACCAUGCUCCUGACUCCAGCUGCCAACACUUCCUGUUCCUAAAGCAGCCCAAGUCCAACCUCCUGGGCCUACUUACUCCUGAAUGUCACCUUAUCAACAGGUUUGGAGACACAGGUAAAGGGAAUCAGACUGAGAGAACACUUGCAGAGCCAGCAGGGAGCUGGGCAGCUCCUUCCUGGAUCCUGGAAACCCUUCACCUCUUCCAGAUGAAAAGUAAGAGGGUGCUAUGGGUCCAAUGGCAAGGGUGGGAGAGCCCUGGAGGAGGUGAAGGAGGGGAAUCAGUCCCUUCCAGAGUGAGCUAGAUGGAGGGUAGCCAUGAGGGGAGAGAGACAGGAAAGGAGGCAUGAAAAACAGCCAUGAAUAGACCUACAAGUCAUAAGAGAUAGAGCCAGACCCAUGGAGGGACCAGGGUGGGUACUGAGGUGUUUGGGAACUGACCAAGCACCUAGAUUGCAGACAGAAAGACUGAGUGACCCGCAGCUGCCAGCUCCUUGGGAAAGAUAUGUCAGCCUGUCACUGCGGUCAGUUGCUAGGAGAGAUCCAUGCAGGGAGAAGAAACGGGAGGUAAGACAGUGGAUGGGCAGCUUCUCUGUCUCCCAGAAGAUUCUCGGUGGGAAAGAAGCUCCUGACAAAUCUCUGACACCGCCUCUUCCUCCAUCCCUAGGACAGGCUGGCCAUGACCCCAGGGUUUUUGGUGUGGGGGCAGAGGUGUAGGUGGGGCUGACAGAGGCCAGAGCUGCCAGGGCCUGUGCCCCCUGACUCACCCUGUCCUGCUAGACGGCAUUUGAUGUUGAAAGGGUGGCUCCAUUGCAGCCGCUGACUGUGCUCCUGCCUCUUAUUUCAACACCUGUGCGCCACAUUCUUCCUAAGGUCCUGGAAGGGCCAACCGCCCUGGAGAGUUGCAUUCCUGCCAAACGGUUCAGAAGGCCAGAAGACAGGGGGGCUGUUCCAGGAUGACAUGGGCUUGUGGAGGACCCCAGGACUGAGACCCCAGCAUGACAGAACCUGAGACGCUGGCCCUGCUGGAAGUGAAGGGGCCUGAAGCCCCAGAGAAGAGCCUGCCUCAGACUCUGGUUCCCAAUGGCAGGCAGCCAGGAGGGGAAAGUGGGGCCGAGUCCCCUGGAGCCGAGUCGCUCCAAGUGGGGCCGUCCGCUGGGUCUCCCACAGCGAGAGAGGAGACUGAGGAUGGGCUGGACAGCACAGUAAGUGAGGCUGCCACUUUGCCCUGGGGGAUGGACCCGCAGCCCAGUGCCCCACUCCCUGACCCCCCAGGCUGGCGGGACAUCGAGCUGGACCCUCCUGAGCCACUCAGUAAGCCAGAGGAGCCCCCCGAAGACGACUGCAAUGUGCUGCCCGAGCGGGCCGCCCGGGCCUUUGUGCCCAUUGACCUGCAGUGCAUCGAACGGAAGCCCCAGGAGGACCUCAUCGUGAGCUUCGAGGCAGGCGAGGUCGCGCACCGGGCCUUUGUGCCCCCCCGGGUCACCCAUCCUGAGCCCCCCGAGUGCAAGUGGGCCGAGGCAGUCGUGAGGGCCCCUGGCCAGUCCUUCGGGGGCUGCAGGAGCUGCAGGGGCCGAGAGGGGCUGAGGGCCGUGGUCUCAGUGGGCGCUGCUCUCCUCCUCUUCCCCUGCCUGCUCUAUGGGGCAUACGCCUUCCUGCCUUUCGACGCCCCCCGGCUGCCCACCAUGAGCGCCCGCCUGGUCUACACGCUGCGCUGCGGGGUCUUCGCUACCCUCCCCAUCGUGCUGGGACUCCUGGUGCAAGGCCUGAGCCUGCUGUGCUUUUCUGCCCUGCGGCCCUUUGGAGAGCCGAGGCGGGAGGUGGAGAUCCACCGACAGUACGUGGCUCAGUCUGUCCAGCUCUUCAUCCUCUACUUCUUCAACCUGGCUGUGCUUUCCACCUACCUUCCCCAGGACACCCUCAAGCUGCUCCCUCUGCUCACCGGGCUGUUCGCCAUCUCCAGGCUGAUAUACUGGCUGUCCUUUGCCGUGGGCCGCUCCUUCAGAGGCUUUGGCUACGGCCUGACGUUCCUGCCGCUGCUGGCCAUGCUGGUGUGGAACCUCUACUACAUGUUCGUGCUGGAGCCGGAGCGCAUGCUCACGGCCUCCGGGAGCCGCCUGGACUAUCCCGACUACGCCCGCUCAGCCUCUGACUACUGGCAGCGUCCCUGGGGCUGAGCAGCUCUGAGUCAGACACACCUUUCAGUACCCAACAACAGGCCCACAGGACCAGGCUGAGAGGAACCUUACUGCCCCAUGGGAUUCUGUGCAGAGAGCGGGUCCCCUUGGCUCUCCUGAGUCACCACUGCCCUUUGGAGACAAAGGGCACUCUGUAGUCCAGGCUGGCCUUGAACUCACGGCAAUCCUCCUGCCUCAGCCUUCUGAGUGCUGGAUUACAGGUGUGUGCCACCACACCUGGUGAGGGACUUUGCUUACAGAGAAAGAUGUGGAUGGCCAAGUCCCUUAAGGAUACUGGGGACAAAGGGACAAGACCAGGAGAAGCAUGGGUCCUUCCUGAGCUGCCUCCCACACACUGCCGCUAGGGCCAAUGCUGGACUUUGACCCCUCCCCAGCUUCCUGUGAGGCCCAAUUCUGUCCACUUCUAUGCCAGUGGUGGAGAAAAGAAUGCAAGGCCCUGGAAACACUGCUUGUGUUCAGUGAGGCCCUUCCUGGGGCCUGGGUUCAAGGCUGGCCGAGACCAGCCUUAAAGGCCCUUUAGCCUGUCACCUCCUCCCAUCCGACCUGUGCAAGCCCCUGGGCCUUCCCUCCUCCAGACCUCCCAGAAGUCAGGCCUUCCACAGGCAGAGAAGAGCAGAUAGGGCGAGGCAUGUGGGCUCGGAUCCUGGCUGCGCAGUGCCUGGAGCGCUGCGGUGGCUGAGGGUAACCUGUUGCGAGCGGGUGUGUAAC
Fukomys damarensis (Damara mole-rat) is the source of this 3553-nucleotide messenger RNA. It is a transcript of the gene Tmem79, whose product is annotated as transmembrane protein 79. Gene Ontology annotation, biological process: regulated exocytosis. Lineage: Eukaryota; Metazoa; Chordata; Mammalia; Rodentia; Bathyergidae. Gene Ontology annotation, cellular component: lysosomal membrane; trans-Golgi network membrane. The transcript has 4 exons. The coding region runs from base 1646 to 2824 and encodes 392 amino acids. The record is from RefSeq and is a predicted model, not a curated record.